AUGGCAGAGGGAAGAAGUUCUAGUAAUGGUGGAAAUGAUUUGAAUAAAUUAGUGAGGCAAUUGGCAGCAGUUGCCCAACAAUUCGCAAGAAACUCAACUGGUAAUGGGGAUGCUCAGGGGGAGCUCUUUAAGAAGGUGGCACAAAGUAAGCCACCAACAUAUCAAGGGGAGCCUGAUCCUAUCAUAUUGGAAAACUGGUUGAGGGAAUUUGAGAAACUAUUUGAAGCUGUGGGAUGCCCUGAAAACUCAAAAGUGAGUUGUGCUACUUACUAUCCGAGGGGUGAAGCUGACCUUUGGUGGCAACAAAAUGAGACUACCAUUAGAGCGCUACCUGGGUUCAAUUGGGCUAAGUUCCAAGAGAAAGUGAGAGACAAGUUUUAUCUUAGCUUUUUGCAGAAGCAGAAAGCUGAGGAAUUCUCAAACCUUAAGAUGGAAAGGAUGUCAGUUACGGAAUACUACACCAAGUUUAUUGAGUUGUCCCGUUUUGUUGAAGAGUUUGUCGCUACGGAGAAAGCAAAAGCUAGGAAGUUUGAGAGUGGUUUAACUACUAAUUUGCAGUUAAAGCUGUGCGGACAAGUAUUUGAGACCCUGGAUGAAGUAUAUGGAAGGGCCGCACACCUUUAUGCAUUGGAGGAGAAGAAGAAGAAGGAGUUAGCUGAAAUAGAAGGAAGAGAGAAGAGGAAGGAAGUAGGGCAGGUUUCUGGUAACCAGCAGGGAAACCUGAAUGGUUUUAAGAAGCAGAAGGAGUAUGAGUGUUUCUCCAAGAAUAGCAAUGGGAACAGGCAAAACAACAAUAAUUCAGGAGGAAACCAGAGGAAUUUCCAGGGGAACAUCAACAACUUUACUGGGAAUAAGGGAGUGCAACAGAAUGGAGUGAAGAACAGUAACACCACCAGUGGGAAUAGCCAACAGAAGGGUGGAACUGCAGGGAAACUGAAUGUUUUGAGUAGGCAUGAGGCGGAUGCCACGAAAGAUGCUAUUACUGGUACUUUUUCUAUUAACUCUAUUCCUGUUAAAGUAUUGUUUGAUUCUGGUGCAACUUUUUCUUUUGUUUGUAAGGGUAUUGUUUCAAAACUUAAAGACUGUUUAAAGACAGUAGAAGUAGUAGAUUUACCCAUAACCAUUUCGACAGGUGGGGUAGUGAAAUGUACCAAAACCUUUAGAAAUGUGCCUUUAGAAAUAGAAGGAAGGACAUUCCCAUAUGACCUUAUUGAGUUUGGGCUGAGUGACUUUGAUCUUAUUCUGGGAGUGGACUGGUUCAGUAAGUAUAAUGUUGAGAUUAGUUGUAGAUCACAGAAAGCGAAGAUGGUCACAAGUGGAAAUGAAUUAGUAACUUACUGGAUGAAUGGUAAAACCAAGUGCCCAAGGUUAAUAUCAGUGCUAAAAUUAGCAAAAUACAUGAAGAAGGGACAUCCAGUAUAUUUAUGUAGUGUUAGGAAUAUGGACCAUGAACAAGUGACAAAUCCAGAAAAUAUAGAAGUAGUCAAUGAAUUCCUGGAUGUAUUUCCAGAGGAGAUUCGUGGAAUACCACCUAAGAGGGCAAUCGACUUUACCAUAGAUUUAGUUCCCGGAACAACCCUAAUAUCCAAGGCAACAUAUCGAAUGACACUUGCAGAAAUGAGUGAGUUAAAGGAGCAAUUGCAAGAUUUAUUGGAAAAGGGAUACAUUAGACCAAGUGCUUCUCCUUGGGAGCGCCAGUUCUAUUUGUGA
Molecule: messenger RNA, 1710 nt
Organism: Chenopodium quinoa (quinoa)
Lineage: Eukaryota; Viridiplantae; Streptophyta; Magnoliopsida; Caryophyllales; Amaranthaceae
Exons: 2
Coding region: 1-1710 (569 amino acids)
Biological process (GO): proteolysis
Molecular function (GO): aspartic-type endopeptidase activity
Source: RefSeq, a predicted model, not a curated record